CCACCAUCUCCUCCUCCUCCUCCUCUUCCUCCUCUUACACUCCCCUCUCCUCCAGCUCACACUGUUUCCCUCUGAUGCCGACUGGAUGCAGACCGGAGGAUUUCCAGCAGCUUCCUGACUCUCUCGCUCCCUGCAUCCCUAUCCAUCCCCAUCCAUCCCUCGUCCUCCUCUUCCUCCUCCAGCAUCUUCUCCUCUCCUGCCUCCUUCUUUCCUCCUGCUUUCCUUCCUAACCAACCAGGAUGUGGCACUCUUCGGCUCUGCUUCUCUCCGCUUUGAUCCACGUGUCGCUGCAGGGUCCUCACCAGAGGAACCUGCUGAAGAACCUCCUGAAGGACUACAACCGGAUGGAGCGGCCGGUGGCCAACGACUCCCACCCUCUGACCGUCGUCUUCUCCCUCAGUCUGAUCCAGAUCAUGGACGUGGAUGAGAAGAACCAGGUGUUGACCUCUAAUAUGUGGCUCCGGAUGAGCUGGUUCGACCACUAUCUCCAGUGGAACCAGAGCGAACAUCCGGGAGUGAAAAACCUUCGCUUCACCACAGAUCAGGUCUGGACGCCGGACAUCCUCCUCUACAACAGUGCAGAUGAUGACUUUGAUUCCACCUUUAAGACCAAUAUUCUGGUGAACUCCAGUGGCUACGCUGAGUAUCUCCCUCCAGGAAUCUUUAUGAGCACAUGCAACGUGGAUGUCCGCUGGUUUCCCUUCGAUAUUCAGAAAUGUGAGCUGAAGUUUGGCUCCUGGACGUAUGAUGGAUGGCUGCUGGACCUCCAGAUGAAUGAUGCAGACAUCUCUGGCUACAUGCCCAAUGGAGAGUGGGACCUAGUGGGCGUUCCCGGUACCAGAAGCGAGGUUUUCUAUGAGUGCUGCAAGGAGCCCUACCCUGAUGUGACAUUUGUCGUUACAAUACGACGGCGGACGCUCUACUACGCCUUGAAUCUGCUCAUUCCGUGCGUGCUGCUGUCUUCUAUGACCCUGCUAAUUUUCGUGCUGCCAGCCGACUCUGGGGAGAAGAUCUCGCUGGGUAUCACCGUCUUGCUGUCUCUCACUGUUUUCAUGUUGCUGGUGGCAGAGAUCAUGCCAGCCACAUCUGACUCCGUCCCUCUUAUAGGUCAGUACUUUGCCAGUAUAAUGAUCAUUGUUGGCAUGUCAGUCAUCGCUACAGUGGUGGUUCUGCAGUAUCAUCACCACGAUCCGAAUGGAGGGAACAUGCCAAAAUGGGUGCAGCUCGUGUUGCUGCAGUGGGUGGCCUGGUUCCUUCGUAUGAAGCGUCCGGGGGAGAACGACGACCCCGAGCGGCCGCCCUGCGCCCCCCACCUGCGUCGCUGCUCCUCGGGCUCCCAGAGCGGCAGCAUCCCCAACCCUCAGGACCCCACCCUGCACCCGCUGCACCCCCAGAACCUGGCUCCUCUCCAGACGGGGCCCCUCCACGCGGGGCACCCUCACCUCCACACUCAGUCCAGCGCCAACAACAACGGGAACCUCCUCUACAUGGGCUUCCAGAGCAUGGAGGACCCGUCGAUGCUCUCGGAGGCCGUCCAGAGGAACAGCAUCUCCACGGGGCCUCCAAGAGUGGCGGGAAGUCCACCACCACACCUGCCGUCUCAGUUCUGCAGCUCCCCACCGCCUCCCACCCUCAACAUGGAUACUGUGGGGUGUCCCAGCACCGUCUCCAGUGGUGGGGGCUUUGGAGGUGGACCAGGAGGGCUGGGAGGAUGCUCGACCUCCGCGCUCGGAGACCCCCAGCUACAGGCCAUCCUGGAGGAGGUCCGGUACAUGGCGGACCGGUUCCGGGAGCAGGACGAGGCGGAGAGCAUGGCCGACCAGUGGAAAUUUGCGGGCGCCGUGAUCGACCGCCUGUGUCUGGUGGCGUUCAGCGUCUUCAACAUCAUAUGCACCAUCUCCAUCCUCAUGUCUGCUCCCAACUUUGUGGAGGCUAUUUCAAAGGACUUUGUUUGAAGGCACAGAGGAAGGAAAAAAAAAAAAGGAAGAGAAGCAUGAAGGAAAGGAUGAAGGAAAUUAAAUAAAGGAUAAAGGAUGGAGUGGGCCUCGAUCCAAGGAAACACAAUUUCCAGUGAACUUGAGGCUCUGUGAUUUGUGAUUGCAAGGAACUGGGAAGUAGAAAAAAAAACUAAUGGUUUUCUUUGCAAUACAUUCUAUUUUGUAACUGAAACAUAAGGAGAAAACAGAUGAAGAAGGGGCUCCGGAUUGAAGUUAAAAUGAGAUUAGGGUGAGCAGCGUGCUUUAUCAGAUUCUUGACAUGGUGAAAUGGGUUCUCGUGGUUAAUUCAAAGACUUCCCUCCAAAAUUACGGGAGGGAAAGAUGAGUCAGAAAGGGGGUAAAAGAAAGCGAGGAUUAUCCGUCCAAUGCAACCAGAAAGCUCUUAAAGCGAAGGGAGAGAUUGAGAGAAUAAGAGGGGCAAAGAGGCAGUCGGAUAGAUACGGACGGAUAAACGAGCCAGAUAUUUGACUGUUUUAUUUUCUGGAGGAGAGACGACAGCCCUUCGCUCCCACAUGUUGAGAAAAUACUGCAUCAUUUAAAGUGAUGUGAGGACGAGAGGGUGGGGAGAGGAGACAGAGACUCUCACAAGGACAGACAACAAAGAGCAGUCAUGAAGGAACGAGACUUCAUCCCCCGUGACAUUGGCAGAGUUAAGCAUAGCAAGCGGCUCGAUGCUCAGAUACACAAAAAGUGGACCGCAGAUCAAGAACGCUGCAGCGCAGAGGAACAGACGAGGAUCUCAUCUAUUAUUCAAUCCCAUCCAUCUAAUGACCGUCAAAUUGAAAGACCUCGGAUAAUCUUUAAGACUAAUAAGCUUUUAAAAGAUGAAGUCCCCCUCUCUCCUCGCGAGCCACUUUGGAUUUCUGAGGCCUUAUCUCUUUGAGACGAUUGCCAAUCUGCAACAAUCAGCGGAGAUCAGAAGCUCCUGAGCUGCGUUCACAGUGUGCGGCGCUUAUCGGGAUCUGGAAACUGAAUUAACCGGUCAUCAACAACGCAGUGGCCAGGAGCCGCACCAUGGAGGAGACCCGGACCGAUAAUAACUCACGAGGCUAACUGUAUCUGGCAGGUCAUAAUACACCAACAAAACUCAUUGGAUUUCAUAUUAAAGGUUUAAUAACUCAGAUGGGAGGUCAGCUCUUUAAAAAGAACACGAGACGCAGAGAAAAAAAAGGGGAUAAAAUCAUUCAAAUUCCUCAAAUUAUCACGAACAUGAAACAUCCCAUCAAAUUUCAGCGACAUCCCUUGAGUGGUGUACAGCUUCGUGAGUGAUCUAAAAUGAAAGAUGAGUUUUAAUAAAAUGCUAUUUUUCACGAAAUUGACUCGAGCUGAUAAAGUUUCGAAGGUUUAAAUUGACAUCCUGACCUCCAGGCACAAAUCAUCUGUGGGGAAGACAGUAGCCAAUAAACAAAAUACAUGAUAAAUUUGUUUGGAUUUGAGGGAAUUAGAAGUUUUUCUGCUACUUAUCAACAGUCAGACAACAAUAAAUGACUCAUGUCUCUGCUAGCAGUUUGAAUGUAGGCUGAAUGCAAGAUCAGCUUAGCUUAGCUCAGUUCAAAGGUGUCAACUAGCAGCUCUUAUUACGUGUUAAAUUUUUCCAAGGAUGGCUGUCUGGCCUUACUGAAGGACAAGCUGAAAGAUGCCUUAGCAAUUAUAAUUAACCUAGAGUGAAACUUUCAAUCUGCUCCUUCUGUGCUGGCAAGGCAUCUCAAAUCUUUCUCUUCUUGCUGUCUAAUACAGAUAGUCUAAAACCUGUGGACCAUAUAAGUGAGCUCAAUAAUUCUCACAGUGCACUGGGAAUGUCACAUUUCUGGGACAAACCGAGAAUGCAAUGAGUUGGAUGGAACAAAAUGUAGAAAUUAAAGUUGUGUGAAAUAGCAAAAGAGCUAUUGAGACAGUUUUGAAGAUAAAAAAGAAGUUAAAAGUAACAGGACUGAGUGUAAUUUAUCUUUAACAACUGCCGGAGCUUCACCGAUUCAUUAAACUAUGCAUUUUAACCCUCGUGUUGUCCAGCAGGUCAAAAUUGACCUGGUUUAAAGUUUGAAAAUGUGGGGAAAAAAAUACAUAUUUUCACAGUGAAACUUCUGAUGUCCACAUUUUCAACAUUUUUGGGAAAUCUUUGAACAUUUUUUGGUGGAAAAAAGAAAUGUUAAAAAUGUUUCUUAAGAAUAUUUACAAAAAAAUCUAACAAAAUCCAGUGAAUCUCGCUGGAUUUUGGUUGAUUUUUAUGUGAAUGUUCUUAAAGAAAAUAUUAGAAGUUUUACUGAUAUAUCUGUAAUCACUUUAGAUAUUUUUAGGAUUUUUCUUUCCAAAUUUGGGGGAUUUUUAAAAAAAAUAAAACUUUUAAGGGAAACUUUUACAGAAUUAUUGGAAUUUUCUUCCUGAAUUUGCAAAUUUUCAGAAAUUUGGGGAAUUUUUUGCUGAAUUUUUGGAUUUUUUUCAGACAAGGAAACAAUAUUUUUUGGUCCCUGUAAAUGAGGACAACAGGAGGGUUAAUAUUCAUGUGGAUACAAAAACAAUGUCCAAACAAUACAUUCUCUCUGUGUUCAUGAAAACUGUAAUAAUAGUUGUUUAUUGUACAAUCCACAUUUAGGUUUCCAGCCAUUGUCAUGACUGUUAAAAGCAAAUGUUUCCACUUUAAACACUGGAUAAAGUGGGUUUAGAUGCAUUGAUCAAGCAAAUAAUUGUUACUAUAAGAGAACAAAUUGAGCCACACAUUCAAACUGUAAGCAGAGACAUGAAGCAGAUCAGUUUCCCUGAAUUGUAGUAGAAGAAAUCCUUUAAAGCAUAAGACUGGAGCUACUCACUUUGUUUUUGUAAUGUCAUCAAAUCCCAUUGAAAGUGUGUGGUUUCAGGUUCUAGAGCCCGACGGAUACUGGAUUUUUCAGGGGAGUAAAAAUUUUGGCAUUGUUUAUACAUAUGUAAGACUGAAAAGGGAAAAUGAUGGGGCCAUUAAUUCAGCUGUGAACAUACUCUGCUACAUGUGCUGCAGACAGCCAGUCGGAGCUGAGGGGUAUCCUAGGAAGCAAAUUUGACAUAGUCAGGCUCUCUUUGUGUUAGCUGACUUAUAAUGCUGAACAGAAAUAAUGGGAAUCACGGUGGAGGCUAUCAACUUCCUUAAUAAAGACAGCUUUUUCUUGAUCAGAUUCUGUGCACUCUAAAAGCUGGGCAUUUGAUGCGUCAUUUCUGCACUAAAAGCACCGACUGUGUACCGCCUCCUUCAGUCAAAAUGAACAGGUUGUUAAAAUCGACAGCUAUCAAGAAUAGAUCAAAUACAUAUCAUUUAAGUUACUAUAUUAAUUGUACCACUCAGUGCACUAUUAAUCCAGCUGCUUAUUUUUCACACGACAGCUGCACAUUAGAGCUUUUAAAUUUUAACCUCCAUACAUUUAACCCUCCUGUUGUCCUCAUUUAUGGGCACCAAAAAAAUAGUUUCCUUCUCUGAAAAAAAUCCAAAAAUUCAGCAAAAAAAAUUCCCCAAAUUUCUGAAAAUUUGCAACACUUUCAGGAAGAAAAUUCCAAUAAUUCCUUAAAAGUUUUAUUUUUAAAAAAAAUCUUGUUAAUAAUAUCUUGUUAAUAAUUUUAAAAAAUGAGUAAAAAUCUUCCAAAAAAAUCCUAAAAAUAUCUAAAGUGAUUCCAUAUAUAUCAGUAAAACUUGUAAUAUUUUCUUUAAGAACAUUCACAUAAAAGUCAACCAAAAUCCUGCGAAAUUCGCUGGAUUUUGGUUGACUUUUUUGUGAAUGUUCUUAAGAAACAUUUUUAACAUUUCUUUUUUCCCACCAAAAAAUGUUCAAAGAUUUCCCAAAAAUGUUGAAAAUGUGGACAUCAGAAGUUUCACUGUGAAAAUAUAUAUAUUUUUUCCACAUUUUCAAACUUUAAACUGGGUCAAUUUUGAGCCGCAGGACGACACAAGGGUUAAACAUUAGACUCAAUACAUGCAUUUGGAUCUGACACUGUCCAGUAAUGAAGCAUACAUGUAAAUCACUUUAUAUUUGGACCAACUGAUAAAAAUACAUACAUACAUUAUCUGCAUUAACAACUGAAUACAGCCGGUUUCCGUGGCGAUGCAAUCCAUACAGUUUGCACUGUAACUGUACGGCUUUGUUCAGUGGCUUUACUAACAAACAGCUCAACAGCUUUGCAGGUAAUGUAUUCUUUCAGCUGAGGAUCUGUAUCACUUAUACAGAAUAUCAUCAGGAGAAGAACCGAUGAAAGGUCAGAGCUUCUUACAGCUUAUAUAAAUCCCAAGCUCUGCAGCAUCUGUUACCAUGGUGAUCUAGCCAAGCUAAGAGAGAGCCACCUGACUGAAAAAAUUGGGCUUUAAGCUCAUCAUACCUCUCUAACCCACUAAUCCCAUUACGUAGUACACCCCUCUGCUCUGCUAGAGAGCAAUGGCACCAUUUCUGAUUUACAUCAAGCUGUUUUUUCUGCAUUAUGUUCUGUAAAGAAACAAGUUUCACAUAUCAGCAAAUACUGGACAACACAGGCACCAAUACCAGGCGAGGUUUUUUGGUUCCUUCUACUGUAGCAAAGUGCUUUCUCAAAGGGAAUCCACAGGGAAUUCAGAUUGUUGGGUUCUCUUUGAAAAUUGUAAGGUCUUCAGCUCACUAUGUGAAUAACUGUGAGAUAACAUAUAGGUCAAUAUAUAAUUGAGGGACUUUUGAAGUGCAUGGGAUAAAUUUUGCAUACAGUUUUAUUAAAAUUAAAAAAAACUGAAGUUUUUUAUGUUCAUUAUGAUCAAGUCUUUACAAAUUCCAGAAUUAUUUAUUAUGGAAACAAUCACUUAUUAAUAAAAAAUGACUGGAUAUAACUAAAAUGUCAACUAAAUCACUGCCCCAAUUUAAUAACAAACACCUUCUAAUUAGCUAAACAAUAAUAAAAUGAGCUGAUUCAGAAAUAGUUUUGAUUGUGUUCUUUUUAUUAAGUUGAGAUAAUCAUGACAGAUAUUUCCAUUUUGGCAAUAUAUCAAAUUUUAUAUGGAAAAAAACAAAUUGUAUCUGUGUUUGAGAAAUCUAUUUUCCACUAAGUUCCCCAUUACAAAAACACCUCUCAAAGAAGUGUGUUAAUUCCACAUCACAUGACCUGCUCAUUUUGUUUCUUUUUUUGGUCAUUUUCAGUCCAUUUUGUGGGCAUUUUAGGUCUUUUUGUGGUCAUUUUGUGCAUUUUUGUGGUCAUUUUGUGCCUUUUUGUGGUCAUUUUCAGCCUGUUUGUGGUAACUUACGGUGUUUUGUGAUCAUUUUACAAUUUUUUGUAGUUAUUUUGUGUUUCUUUGUGCAAAUUUUUUUUCUGUUUUGUGGGCAUUUUUUAGAAAAGACUGGCCAGACUCCAAGGCUUUCUGAGUUAUUUAAUAUAAAGUAGUGUGUGAGUCAAGUGUGGAUUUAUGGCAUGUCAACAGGUUUACUACAAUAUCUUUAGAAAUAACUUUCAAUUUCAAUCUUUCUCAAUUGUAUAUAUAAUAUUUUAGAAGAAUCUUUCUGUAAAAAUGCCAUAUGGUGUUUGGUUCUAGGCGGCCAUGUUGAUUUUAGACCUGAAAACAGCAAAAAUGUCAACUAUGAUACAAAAACUCCCGCAGUUAUAUAUUGACCCAUAUGUUAUGAAUUGCUGCUAUACAAAUUAAGUUGAAUUAAAAAUCUAGCCUGUCUAACUAUAGGCUCAAAGCAGCCGAUAAUGUCACCAGAUCAGAAAAUCAGUCGGGCUCUAUGAAUUUUACGCAUUUUAAAGAGCAAAUCAUUUUCUAAAUCAGCAGAACACUGUACGUUUUACUAAAUAUUUUGCUAUUUUCAGUGACGAAUUAAUGCACAUUUGAUGCUCUUGUGAGGAUGAUGUUUAUGGGAUUGACCCUAAAUGAAACUACAGUGCCCAUGUUGGUUUAAAUGUAGAAAUCUGACACCUAGAGAGGUAAUUUGAGGUUGAUUAAUGUGUAUUUUAUGACACAGAAAAAAGAAAUCUCAGGCUUUGACUACACAGGCUGUGCUUUCAGUGGGAUAUGUUGUUGUGUUUUCAUGGGAUUUGAUGACAGUAAGAUAAACAUAGUACCUAGAAUGCCCUUUUAGGACACAACAUGUUUACAACAUUCCUGACCAACACUGUCCGUCUCUGGUGGCAAUACAGAUGCAUUUUUCUCACUGUGAACCGAGUGUAGAGACAGUUGUACACAAUCUUUAUACCUUCUCUACACUCCUCUUCAUCUGCUGUCUUCUCUCUGUUCUCCUCUUUAAAGUUUAGUCUCCUGGCAGGCAGAAAGUAAACUUCCUGCCAGAUGGGGGUUUUCUAAAAGGAUGUUCUCCUCUGAGCACAUGCUGACACCUGAAACACACAUCUGUACAGAGCAUUUCUCAUCCUGAAAAUAAAUACUGUUUUUUUUCUUUUCUA
Messenger RNA from Amphiprion ocellaris (clown anemonefish), 8366 nucleotides. It is a transcript of the gene chrna11, whose product is annotated as cholinergic receptor, nicotinic, alpha 11. The transcript has 10 exons. Gene Ontology annotation, biological process: nervous system process; regulation of membrane potential; signal transduction. Gene Ontology annotation, molecular function: transmembrane signaling receptor activity; acetylcholine-gated monoatomic cation-selective channel activity. Lineage: Eukaryota; Metazoa; Chordata; Actinopteri; Pomacentridae. Bases 240 to 1955 code for a protein of 571 amino acids. Gene Ontology annotation, cellular component: synapse; neuron projection; postsynaptic membrane. The record is from RefSeq and is a predicted model, not a curated record.